AUGAGGCAUGGGAUCUCUGUGAUUUCACUCCUUCGCAAGAGAGAACCAUGGCAGUUCUUCAUCAGAACAUCUUGGAACACUGUGUGUCUGCCAACUUGCGUAGAUUUGCAUGAUCGUAGUACUGGUCAAGCUCCAAGUCCAGGUUUGAGAUAUAAAAAGUGAUCGUUUCAAGUCAUCAAGAAAAUGAGAAGUGAUGAAGUUGCAGAAAGAAACUUGCAAGGCUUGCCUCUACCUUCUUAUGAAACUGCUAUGGAAGCACUUUCCUCUCUCAUUUAUCGUGAGAAGCGUGGAGAUAGAUCAAGUAUAGAUGGAACAACUUCAGGUAGAUAUAGCAAGUUGCAGAGGAUGCGUAUUUAUCUUAAGAUGUUAGGUUUGGAGGAACAUAUAGCUGGUCUCAAAAUUAUUCAUGUUGCUGGAACUAAAGGGAAGGGUUCAACAUGCACAUUCUGUGAGGCUAUUUUACGGGAAUGUGGAUUUAGAACUGGACUCUUCACGUCCCCACACCUAAUUGAUGUGAGAGAAAGGUUUCGGAUAGAUGGGUUGGAUAUUUCAGAGUAUAAAUUUUUACAGUACUUUUGGGAUUGUUGGAACCAGUUGAAGGAAAAAAUGAUGGAGGACUUGCAAAUGCCCCCACUAUUUCAGUUCCUUACUUUAUUGGCCCUUAAGAUAUUUGUCUGCGAAAAGGUUGAUGUUGCAAUUAUUGAAGUUGGUCUUGGGGGGGAGCUGGACUCGACGAACGUGAUCAAAGACACUCUUGUUUGUGGCAUAUCUUCCUUGGGGAUGGAUCAUACAGAAAUUUUGGGAAAUACACUUGCAAAAAUUGCAUCCCACAAGGCUGGAAUUUUCAAGCGUAAAGUUCCUGCUUUCACGGUACCCCAACCUUCGGAAGCACUGGAUGUUCUUCAGAGAAGGGCCUCUAAAUUAAUGGUUCCUUUACAAGUAGCACCUCCCCUUGAUCCUGAAAAGUUGAAUGGAGUAAAGCUUAGCUUGUCUGGUGAUCAUCAGUUCAUAAAUGCUGGCCUUGCUGUUGCUCUUUGUAGAUGUUGGCUUCAAAGUACAGGAAACUCAAAGGAACUCUUCGAAAACAAUUCGUCAAAUUUGCCAGAGGAAUUUCUGAAAGGUCUUUCAACUGCACAUCUUUCUGGACGGGCUCAGAUUGUUCAUGAUAUUAUCAAAGAUAAUUCUUGUGGAGAUCUGAUCUUUUACUUGGAUGGAGCUCACAGCCCUGAGAGCAUGGAAGUUUGUGCAAAGUGGUUCUCCAAUGCUGUAAAAGAAGACAAUAUGUCUUCUUCUUCUGAGAAUGAAAAAAUGAAAGAAUUGAGUAAUUCUGCUGGUGAACAUGGAAAACAGAAUUUUGAGGGCUCAAAGAGAAUCUCAAAGCAGGUUCUCUUAUUCAAUUGCAUGGACGUGAGAGACCCCCAGAUUCUGCUGCCACGGCUUGUCAAUAAUUGUGCUUCCUCCGGUGUUCAUUUUUCCAAAUCCCUUUUUGUUCCAAGUAUGUCAAAAUAUAACAAGGUCACAUCUGGUGCUACAGUGAUGUACCCAGAUUGUUCUCCUAAAGACUUGUCAUGGCAAUUUACCCUCCAGAGAAUUUGGGAGAAGAUAAUGCAUGGGAAAGGUGAAGAUGCUAUCCUUGAAGAGAACUCCAAGAAAGAUAACCCAGUGACCUCAACAUUUGAUGGAUCCCUUUUUAGAGAUUCUCGUCAGAAAUGCAAUCCUUCCAAGGGACAUUUCACAUGCAGUGCUGUGAUUCCAUCAUUGCCAUUGACAAUAAAAUGGAUGAGAGACUCUGUUAAAGAAAACCCUUCUGUAAGAGUUCAGGUUCUUGUAACUGGGUCUCUGCAUCUAAUCGGAGAUGUAUUGAAGCUCUUAAGGAAGUGAUGUAAGUUAAAAGCAGUGAUUAAAGUCAUUCAUUAUUUGUGCAUCCUCAAACAUUGUCAAGCUCAAGCCUACAUUGUUUAAAGCAAGCAAGGUUCAUUACAUUGCUGGCUAAACAAAUAAUGACUAUCCUAUAUGAUUUCUACUGUAAGUUACAUUGUUGUAUU
This is a messenger RNA of Telopea speciosissima, 2045 nucleotides long. RefSeq names its product folylpolyglutamate synthase-like. Lineage: Eukaryota; Viridiplantae; Streptophyta; Magnoliopsida; Proteales; Proteaceae. Gene Ontology annotation, molecular function: ATP binding; tetrahydrofolylpolyglutamate synthase activity. Gene Ontology annotation, biological process: tetrahydrofolylpolyglutamate biosynthetic process. Gene Ontology annotation, cellular component: cytoplasm; mitochondrion; cytosol. The coding region runs from base 184 to 1881 and encodes 565 amino acids. The transcript is spliced from 16 exons. The record is from RefSeq and is a predicted model, not a curated record.